Molecule: messenger RNA, 1856 nt
Organism: Pelodiscus sinensis (Chinese soft-shelled turtle)
Lineage: Eukaryota; Metazoa; Chordata; Testudines; Trionychidae
Biological process (GO): regulation of transcription by RNA polymerase II
Cellular component (GO): transcription regulator complex; chromatin; PcG protein complex
Molecular function (GO): RNA polymerase II cis-regulatory region sequence-specific DNA binding; DNA-binding transcription factor activity, RNA polymerase II-specific
Source: RefSeq, a predicted model, not a curated record
GGGUAUUACUGCACAGAUGCAAAGGGCCUAUGUCCAGGAGCUGUGAGCAAGAAAAAGCUUGCGAGAGUCAGUAUAGGCCAGAGAAGCAUCAGGAAAACCAACCAGUGCAGCAAGUUGAUCAAUCUGUUAAUUACCAGGGAAAUCAGAAAUGCCAGAAGAAAACCACAGCCCAGCAGAUGAUCGUCGUUGGAGAGAAAAAUAACACAUGUACUGUGUGUGAGAAAAAGUUCAGUCAGCGCUCAAAUCUUAUUAGACAUCAGAGAAUCCACACCAGGGAGAAAUCUUAUGAAUGCUGUGAGUGCAGGGAAACCUUCACUCAUCUCUCGCACCUUAUUAGCCAUCGCAAAAUCCACAUAGGGGAGAAACCCUAUGAGUGCUGUGAGUGUGGGAAAACCUUUGCGCAUCAUUCACAACUUGUUAGACAUCGGAGAAUCCACACUGGGGAGAAACCCUAUAAAUGCGGUGAGUGUGGGAAAACCUUUUUUCAGAGUGCAAACCUUAUUAGCCAUCAGAGAAUCCACACUGGGGAGAAACCUUAUGAGUGCUGUGAAUGCCGGAAAACCUUCGCUCAUCACUCAACCCUUACUAGACACCAGAGGAUCCACACAGGGGAGAAACCAUAUGAAUGCUGUGAAUGUGGGAAAACCUUCUCUCACAGCUCAGGCCUUAUUAAGCAUCACAGGAUCCACACAGGGGAAAAACCCUAUGAAUGCUGUGAGUGUGGGAAAUCCUUCACUGAUCAUUCAGCCCUUAUUAGCCAUCAGAGAAUCCACACAGGGGAAAAACCCUAUAAAUGCGGUGAUUGUGGGAAGUCUUUUCCUCGCAGCUUAUCCCUUAUUCAGCAUCAAAGAAUCCACACAGGAGAGAAACCCUAUGAAUGCUGUGAGUGUGGGAAAACCUUUGCUCAGAGUUCAAACCUUAUUACACAUCAGAAGAUCCACACAGGGGAAAAACCCUAUGAAUGCUGUGAGUGUGGGAAAACUUUUGCUCAUCGUUCAACCCUUACUAACCAUCAGAGAAUCCAUACAGGGGAGAAAAUCUAUGAAUGCUGUGAGUGCAGCAAAACAUUUUCUCAGAGCUCGAAACUUAUGAGACAUCAGAGAAUCCACACAGGAGAGUGAGCCUAUGAAUCAGUGGUCCCCAACCUUUUGGGGCUGCCAGACACCCGGGGGCGGGGGCUGCGCAUGCGCCAAGCACCUAGGGUGCAAGAAUGGCUCGGGCCGGCCCUGGUCACUAGGCGGGCUCACAUAAAUGUCCCGGUGGGCACUAUGGCGCCCGUGGGCAUUGCACUAGGGACCACUGCUAUGAAUAUUAUCAAUGUGGCAAGUUCUUAUAUCAGAACUCAGCCUUUAUUUAUAAUUAGAGAAGGGUACGAGAGAGAGAGAGACCAUAAAAACCCUGUAUAACACACAGAAGGAGCAGGAUUAGAGAGAGAACCAGUUUUUUUUUUUUUCAACCUCUGUGAUACCUGAAGUGGUAACUCAGAGAGUUUCCCACCUUCUGAAUUGCUCCAAUAGUGUUUCCUUUCUUUACACCAUGUAGAAUAUAUGUUCUCACUUUCUACACAUCCACCUCUCAAUAAGUUACAUGACUCAGUGUUCUCAGCCAUCUUCUUGGGAAUCACACUUUGUUUUAUUUGAUCCUAAAACAUGGUAAUUUAGAGCAUGAGAAGAUAGUGUCACUGAACCGGAAGGGGUGUUUGAAUGGGUCUCAAAUACAGAAUAAUCUGGAGUUUAUAUCCCAUUUUCUAACUAUUGGCAAAACCUCUUCUGGUAUUUUUCCCAUUGAGGUGGGAUUCUCUGAAGAUGAAAAGGGUAUGUGUGUGUGUGUGGGGGGGGGGGGGGUCCUUUUAAAAU